UUUUCUUUCCUGUUUAGGUGACUUCACAUCCUUUCUCACUGACACCGAGGACGUUCACAGCCGAAUGAAAUGAAAAAAUGUAGAAAGAACGUGUUCCUGUUUCGUGAGAAGAGCAUAUUGCAUAUUGCAUAUUGCAUGCUGAAUUUGUGCCUGCUGGUUCCACAAACCACACACAUCCGCACGCGCACACACACACACACACACACACAUACCCAACUUGCCACAGUUCACUUCCAGCCGAAGGACUGUGCCGUUAGGUGAAUGCUAACUGUCCUGCGCCCUGGGGAAUGGCAGUCUGUGCACAUCCCUGCUCAGUGAAGGAUUUUGUUCUCCUGGCCAGCAGCAUACUGUUGUUGUGCGAUCUGGUCUGUUUAGCAGACCCCCGCCCGUCCGAUCUCCCAGCACCCUCUCUGACCCGGCAGACCCCUCAGGGAGGGGGCGCGAUAGACCUGCUGUGCCGCGCCCCCGACGGCCAUGCGGGAGUCCUGUUCCAUCUCGUCAGGCGGGCAGCGCAGGUGGGCCAGGAGGACAAGGUGGAGCAGGUGGACCUGGUGGAGUUUCCACAGGAGCGGCAGGAGGCCCACUUCAGUCUGAGAGGGGAGGCCGGGCUCAGCCAGGAGUCCCACUGCUGCAUAUACCUGGACCGCCACCGGAGGUACAGCGAGUACAGCCCCUGCAUACGUCUGAGCGACCCAGCCCCCGCCCCCGCCUCUCCUCCGCUACAGCCGUCCCUGUCGGUGGAGCCCCACGGGGGCAGGGUAGUCAGUGGCCAAAGCCUGUCCUUCCACUGCUCCGCCCCUCCGUCCCAAAGCCCCGCCCCCCAGGCCUUCUUCCUGCUGAGGACGGGGGCGCAGUCCGAGGGCUCCGUGGUCUCUCCGGCGUCCCCGGACCCCCCGGGCUCGGAGGCGUCCUUCCACGUGGGCCCCGUGAGGGGAGAGGAAGGGGGCUCCUACACCUGCGUGUACCGGGUCGUCCUGCCGGGCGGCGGCCACGCGAACUCCAUCGCCAGCGCACCUGUCCACAUCACCGUCUCAGAGUUGCUGCCGCCGCCCACGCUCUCCCUGCUGGAUCCGGACCCUGGAGACCAAGUGGUAACUGUGGAGUGCACGGGCCCGCAGGCAUACCCCGGGGCCCGGUUCGCCCUGUUUCGGCUGGGCUCCUUGCUCCCCGUGUCCUCACGCCAAGCUGAACCCGCCCGCCAUGCGGUGUACCUCACCCUACCCGUCCUCCGGCCUGACCCAGGCCCAGACCCAGACCCAGACCCAGAGCAGUACCAGUGCCAGUACAGCGUGCUCCUCGGCGAAUCAGAGCGCAGCCUGCCUAUCACUGUACCCAGCCACACAGGAACAAACUUCAUCCCUGCUGAAGUCUCUCCUCCCCCCUCCCCUUCUCCUUUCUCAGCUCCUGACUGGCCCCUGAUUGCUGGCUGUGUAUCUGCAGUGCUGCUGUUCCUGGUCGUGCUCACAGGGCUGGGCAUCGGAGUGCACAGGAGAGUAAAAGCGCUGGCUGUGAAAAAGCAGAGGAGGGAGGAAGCUCCUUUGUGGAAGCAUCAUCACGCUGUGGACCACACCCUCGACCUAACCUUGAGGCGCAUAAGCAUCGGCUCCCAGGACGGGGGUCCUGGUUCCACAGCCCGCCUCAGAACGUCUUCACUGUCGGCUCCUCAGUGCCCUCUCUCUACGUUUGAGAACCCGGCCUGCUGACCACCACUUCCAUGGACCUCCCCCCUACUCCUCCCCCCCUCUCUCUCUCUCUCUCUCUCUCUCUCUCUCUCUCUCUCUCUCUCUCUCUCUCUCUCAGUGAAUGUUCCUGGGGUGUAUUCUGGUCCUGCAACAAAUAUAUUUGUGAUAUCACUGCAAAUGAACCACAUCGAUCUGACACUCGCUUGCUUACAACUCAUGACUCUGGGCGCAGAAAUCUAUUCCUAAUCACUGUCAAUAAACAAUGUGACCAUUUAAACACACACACACACACAUACACACAUGCACGCGCAAACACACACACACGUCAUUUCUGUUUUUCGCUUUCAGUUCUGUUAAUGUUUUUUUUUCUUCAUUCUCAUUCAUCUUCUUGCGCACAAUCAUACCAGACCUUACUUUUCAAAUAUAUUCACAUAUUGCACUUAUAAUUUAAUUGGUAUGUACAUAGUUUCUAGUUGCAUUAAGUUUGUGUGUGUACAUAUAAAUCAAAGAGACUGUUCAAAGUGUGGAAACUGAAAAAAGCAAUGUCAAUGCAUCCAAUAAAUGUAUAUCCUUUAUUAA
Molecule: messenger RNA, 2261 nt
Organism: Anguilla rostrata (American eel)
Lineage: Eukaryota; Metazoa; Chordata; Actinopteri; Anguilliformes; Anguillidae
Product: alpha-1B-glycoprotein-like
Exons: 10
Coding region: 288-1703 (471 amino acids)
Source: RefSeq, a predicted model, not a curated record